Messenger RNA from Exophiala mesophila, 2760 nucleotides. Its product is annotated as serine/threonine-protein phosphatase PP-Z1. Gene Ontology annotation, molecular function: protein serine/threonine phosphatase activity. Gene Ontology annotation, cellular component: nucleus; cytoplasm. Lineage: Eukaryota; Fungi; Ascomycota; Eurotiomycetes; Chaetothyriales; Herpotrichiellaceae. The transcript has 4 exons. The coding region runs from base 541 to 2181 and encodes 546 amino acids. The record is from RefSeq and is a predicted model, not a curated record.
CGUCUAUCAUCACCCACCAGUCAUUUGCUUUACCCAAGAUCGACCACUCGUGCCACUCCAAGGCAUUUUGUCAUUUUUAUCGAGUUCGGCCACUUCCUUGGACCCAUCUGCAUUGUAUGCUCUACCAGUCCUCUAUCCUCUAUCUUCAUCGCAUAGCCAGACAUUCUCUUUGUCUCUGCGUCUCCGACUUUGUCCACGUCUGCGAUCCACUCUCCUUAGCUCAUACCAGCUAGACCAUCAAACCUCAUCCAGAUCUCCCCCAGAUCUCCCCUGCACCAAAAAGCCCCUCAACGCCUUUUCCACGACCUCCCUGACCGUGUGGUAAUGGUCAUAACCCUAUCUGUCCUCAUUCACCACCUAUCCAACCUGGUUACCCUCACUGCGCGGUCUCGAGGCCCGCUAGAAUAAAUCGCCAAAACGCAUCCCUUAAAGCGACUGCUUAUCUCCUUUCUCAAACCUCCUUGACCCGUUCUUCUUGCGCCCUUUCCCGGUCUCGGUCCAAUUCCUUGACGCCCUCCUGUGACGUAAGCAGCGUCUUCAAUGGGCCAACAACAGUCAAAGAGCAGCGAUGGAUCGAGAACUCCUCUAAAGAGCUCAUCUUCCCAAAACCUCCCCGAUACCCUCCAGCAAUACCCAUCCAUCUCCAAGUCUGAUACCAAAGAAAGCUCUUCGAGGUCAAUUAGGUCUUCGAUCCGAAGUAAAAUCAAGAGUUCUUCCGAUGACAAGUCUACGGACAGUCCAAGAGCAUCAGCCUCGGCCCUUUCUGGAUUAGAUGGCUCCAGCAGCGACCGAGCAGAUGCGAGCUCCAUUGCAAGUGGUCGCUCAGGCUCCUCGCGAGCCACCAAAGAAAAAUACACCAAUGUCGAUUCCCCCACAUCUCCCACCGAUGAUGACGAUGCACCGUCCCCAAGCACACCCGCUCGUCCACCUUCGCCCACCCAGUCCAAGUCUGUGGGCAAAGGCCAUCGAUCUGUCGAUCGCGCACAGCGCACCGGUGAGGUUGGAGCGGUCUCCGACGAGGCCCCCCAUCAAGCCCACCAUCACUCUUCCACCCAAAAGGCAGGCAGUUCCAUCUUAGUCAAGCGUGAGAAUCAGAUCAAUCCCCGCGCCCCCGAGACAAAGGCAUCUCUCCGUGCCAAGCUCGCCGAGUUGCCGGGUGCCUCCCCUGGGGGAGGAAUGGGGAUUGGAGAUGUCAACGACAUGGAUUUGGACGACAUGAUCUCGCGAUUGCUUGACGCUGGAUAUUCGACCAAGGUCACCAAGGCUGUCUGCCUAAAGAAUGCCGAGAUCACGGCCGUCUGCACUGCUGUUCGCGAAGUCCUUCUUUCGCAACCCGCGCUGUUGGAGUUGAGUGCACCCGUCAAGAUUGUGGGCGACAUCCACGGCCAGUACAAUGAUUUGAUCCGACUUUUCGAAAUGUGUGGCUUCCCGCCCAGCUCCAACUUCCUCUUCCUCGGAGAUUACGUUGAUCGAGGCAAACAGUCACUCGAAACAAUUCUUUUACUCUUCUGCUACAAGUUGAAGUAUCCUGAGAACUUCUUCAUUCUCCGCGGCAACCACGAAUGCGCCAACGUCACUCGAGUCUACGGCUUCUACGACGAGUGCAAACGAAGGUGCAAUAUCAAGAUAUGGAAGACAUUCAUCGACACAUUCAACUGUCUACCCAUUGCAUCCAUCGUCGCCGACAAAAUCUUUUGUGUGCAUGGAGGUCUAUCGCCCAGCCUCUCACAUAUGGACGACAUCAGACAGAUUGCGCGCCCCACCGAUGUACCCGACUAUGGCUUGCUCAACGACUUACUCUGGAGUGAUCCAGCAGACAUGGAUCAGGAUUGGGAGUCCAACGAGCGGGGCGUCAGCUAUUGCUUUGGCAAAAAGGUUAUCGUGGACUUCCUGGCCCGACAUGACUUCGAUCUGGUCUGUCGAGCUCACAUGGUGGUGGAAGAUGGUUACGAGUUUUUCAAUGAUAGACUCCUGGUCACGGUGUUUUCGGCACCCAAUUAUUGUGGAGAAUUCGACAACUGGGGUGCCGUGAUGUCGGUUUCCAGCAACCUUCUGUGCAGCUUCGAAUUGCUCAAGCCGCUUGACUCGAGCGCCCUGAAAAAUCACAUCAAGCGAGGACGCAACGCACGACAGAACAUGCUCAACAGUCCGCCUGCACAAGUAUCGGCACAGAGCUUUUAGAGAUUGCUUCCACUGCGAAGUAGUCAGGGUCGACGACAGUGGGAUUCCAGGUGGCACACAGCACAAGCAUCGUGAGAGAGAAGCCGCUCUGCUUGACUCGGUUUCCCCCAAUCAAAUGGACCUUGGGGCUAGGUACAAUACACACACUCCUGCCGUGGGAUGGCUUCUGGUACUCGAUCGAGUGACGCUCGAGGGCAGGCGUUGGAAGGUUUUUAAGUUUACAAAACAUCGGCAGCACGAAACAAAGAGUCAUGCAUUCCGGAUGCAAACGGCAUAUAAAAUUGGAAACAGCUUGGCAGUGCGCAGCGCAAUGGCACCAAGGAGCACAGGGCAGUUGUUCUACCCAGGGUUCGGGCUUGAGAUGAGAUGGUGCUGAAAUUGCGAGGAUCGGCGAACUGAACGGCUCAACAUGGAUGUCGUGUGGGAAAUAGAUUUGGGGAUGAUGAAUGUGCAUGUGAAGAAUGAUAGCAAGCUAGGUCGACUUACUCAACUUUUCAAACACCGUGGACGGGUUACAAUUUGAUUCUACUGACUCAACACUAUGCGUGGGCUCCAAACAUGUAACUCAUCGAGUGUGCC